Molecule: messenger RNA, 912 nt
Organism: Entamoeba invadens IP1
Lineage: Eukaryota; Evosea; Mastigamoebida; Endamoebidae
Exons: 1
Coding region: 1-912 (303 amino acids)
Source: RefSeq, a predicted model, not a curated record
AUGUCACGCCAUGUAAGCAUUCCAAUUAACACCCUCACUGCUGUUAAUACUUUAAAAUGGUCUGUCGGCCGAUUAAUCGAUAUGGUAGAUUUGAACAUUUCCUCUCGUGAUUUUUCAAUCGUCCAAGAGUAUUGUAAGGCGGACACCAAAUUUUGUCAAGUCGUUUUUGAGUUCUUGAUGUCAAAACUUUCGAUCACACAAACGCGUUCUUAUUUCCAAUUAAUUUUUUUUCUUUUCGAAAAAAGCAAGACUAUCAAACAACUUGUGGCGCCACGUAUUCAUGACAUUUUUGCACGUGCCAUGCAGGUGGAUUGCGUGAGACUUUGGUCAAUCACUGCGUUGUCGGAUCUUGAUGAUAAAUAUGGAGACCUCUUUCCGACAAUACGAUCUGAAGCGACAAAUCGGAAAUUUGAGAAGGUCAAGAUUGAGAGUGAACAACACGAACUUUUUGUGAAACAACAAAACGAAAAAGAGUAUCAAAAUGUUCUGUUAAUAUACGAAGAUUGGAUAGAAAAAACAAAGAUUUUGAGUCGAAAAUUUGAAAGUGUUUUGGAAAACAUAGUUGUCAAUUUUUUAAAUUCGGAACGAGAGGAGUUGUCACAAGACGAAAAAAAUCGAAGUGAUGGACUUGAAGUGAACGUUUGUUCAACGUCAUAUGGUGUUUUUCAGAAGUAUAAAAAUAACUAUACGAAACGAGUUGAGAUUGAAAUGAGAGAGGUGUUGGAACGAGCAGAUUUAUUAAGGGGGAUUGUAUGGAAAGGCUAUGUUGCAGUAGUUCUUGUGCAGUGUGGCAUUAAUGAUAUGAGUGAAGAGGAACUUCAGCGAUACAAAACAACACAUAGCAUUAUAAUCGAUAUCAUAGAUAACUUAGACGAUAUAUUGUAUAAAGGACGAGAACUUAAAUUGAUUUGA